Molecule: messenger RNA, 3239 nt
Organism: Styela clava
Lineage: Eukaryota; Metazoa; Chordata; Ascidiacea; Stolidobranchia; Styelidae
Biological process (GO): regulation of transcription by RNA polymerase II; anatomical structure development
Molecular function (GO): DNA-binding transcription factor activity, RNA polymerase II-specific; RNA polymerase II cis-regulatory region sequence-specific DNA binding
Source: RefSeq, a predicted model, not a curated record
GAUUAUAGUAUACAGUAUAGCAAAUAUAAAGGAAUUCAAUAUUAUUCCCAACUAUAAUAUAAAACAAAUCUGGUGAAUAUUCGAGAAUUCUGUCAACCAAAACAUAACCAUGAUGCACAGGCCAGGAACGUUUCGACCAGCAUUUCCUCUUGAAGGACAAGGUCGUGUCAAUCAACUAGGAGGAGUUUUCAUCAACGGUCGACCUCUUCCAAAUCACAUUCGACACAAAAUUGUGGAAAUGGCGGCUCAUGGUAUAAGACCUUGCGUCAUCAGCAGACAAUUAAGGGUUUCUCAUGGAUGUGUGAGCAAAAUUUUAUGCAGAUAUCAAGAGACCGGAUCUAUUAAACCCGGGGCAAUUGGUGGUAGCAAACCUAAAGUGACAAAUGCGGAAAUUGAGUCAAAAGUUGAGCAAUAUAAGAAAGAAAAUCCAUCGAUGUUUAGCUGGGAGAUCAGGGAUCAAUUGAUCAAGGAAGGAUUGUGUGAUCGCAGUUCUGCACCAACAGUCAGUGCAAUCAGUAGAAUCUUGAGAGCUAAAGGAUGCGACACUUCUAAUGAAUCAUUGGAAGAUGGAGAGAACGAAGCACAUUCGGACACUAGCAGCAACGGUCAAGGCAGAGAUCGCAAUGGUAGCGGUGAGGGCGGCGAGUCAGAUUGCGAAUCAGAGCCCGAUUUACCUCUCAAAAGAAAACAGAGGCGAAGCAGGACCACGUUUAAUGCUGACCAGCUUGAAGAAUUAGAAAGAUGCUUUGAAAGGACACAUUAUCCUGAUAUUUACACAAGAGAAGAGUUGGCGCAGAGAACUCAUCUCACUGAAGCGAGAGUACAGGUCUGGUUUAGUAACCGAAGAGCGAGAUGGAGGAAACAAAUGGCUGCUCAACAGUUACCACCAAUUCACCCACACCAUACUCACCCUCACUUACCUCACCACCUUGGAGCAUACCAUCCAACAAUUGCCGCCGCUGCUGCUGCUGGAGCAGGCAUGUCCGCUCAUAAUUACAUGCUACAAGCCGCCGCAGCCGCCCAACACCAACAACAUCAGCCAACGGCAUCAUCUUCGCAUCCUCUUUCACACCACGCCCAAUCAUCUCACUAUCCUCACCACCCGGUACAUGGACAUCCCUCAAUGUCGACUUCUAAUUCGGCCACAGGAACGUCAACCAUUGGAGCUCUCGAGUCAUCAUUCACGCCACCCAUAGCACAUGAUUUGACUUCAAUGCACCGACACACACAUCACCCACUUUCUUCUCCACUGCACCACGCCCAUCCGUACUCUCAAACAAGUAUGAGAUAUGACGGAGGAGCACAUGACGUGGCUCUAAACGCUGCUGCCGCUGCAGCUGGAUAUGGAUUAGUUGGCGCUUCUGCUGCUGCCGCGGCUGCUGCGAGAUAUCAGUUUUCCUCAUCAGCGUUUGGUGAUGCUUAUCAACACCCAACAUUAACUCAAGAAAAUUCGUUGUUUGGUGUCAACGGAACAAACGAUAGUACCAACACAAGAUCUGACCUUACUCCCAUUGAUUAUGGAAGACAUUCCUCAGACUCUCGCACCGGUCAGAGAGGCAUGUCGUCGUCCUCUGCCAUAGGAGGUUCUAAUCAACCAACAGAAGAUCUCUCUCCAUCUGCCUCAUCUCCAACGAAUUGCCACCAGUCUCGUAUUGGCCAAACAAAUAUGCAACACAGAGAAGGAAGGUCGACAUCUUCAAAUGGCGCGAGCGAGAACAUGUCAAGGACGGCCGUCAGUAAUGUUGCAGGUUCACCAACAUCGGCCAGCGAAAGCAGAACAGCAGAUAUUACAGAAACAACGUACGGAAAUAGCAGUGGAAUGCAUCAUCAUCAGCAAACAGCGAACAACCACAUUCGCCAUUUGGGAUCAGCGCACGGCGGUGAGCAUGUCACAAACAACGCUCCACAGCAGCCAUUGACGAGUAACGCUGAUGCUCAGCAAAUGCUUGCGCCCUUUUCACAUAGAACCCCCAUCGGAUCAGAUCAUCCGACAACCGCAGGAACGGCAGCGUACUCAGCAGUAAACGGUUUUGGAGCAACUCAUGAUCAAAAUAUGGCGGCGGCAGCUGCUCAUCAAUAUGCAUCUCACAAUCCAUUUGCAUCGUGCCAAUACUCAGGAUAUGGCCAAGGGAACGGUGUUGAAUAUGAAAACCCUGGAAUUACUGCACUUAGAAUGAAGUCACGAGAGCACAGUGCUGCACUGGGUCUUAUUUCAGUUGGAGGAUCAAGCACAAGUAUGCAAUCAGCCUACUAAGAAGCUCAUUGCUAAGAAAGACUGCAUGAAAUGAAAUGCUUGGGACAAAUGAAUUGUCGAUUUGAAUACAUCCACUGUACCAAUUUGUCGUACUGCGAAAUAACCGGAUGAAAAUCACGGAAACGCAUAACCCAUGUCUAUAUCAAACUUGAUUGAAAGAAAAUCACUAGAUUAAAUGCUGGGAGCGCUUGACACGUACGGCCGGAAUGGAGACGCACAAAAACAAAUGAAAAUAAGUAGAAUGGAAUUAUUUAGUCGAGUAGAUAUUUUCGAUACGAAUAUAUUUUAUGUUAUCCGAAUAUAUAUCUCAAUCUUUUAGAGAGCAAACUGAUACAGAGAGCAAUAUUAACCUACUCAAUGUAAGUUUUACAACCAUCAGUUGAAUUAUUAUUUCACUCGGAAAAAGGUGUACAAUACUGAUGUUAUUUUUAAAUAUACAAGUCAUGAACGGAUCAAAAUGGUUUGGCCUAUCUUACUAUUAACAUUGAUUUUCUGAAGUUGCAUAUUUAGUGUGAUGCACUGUUGUUUAUCAGAACAUUUUAUAAUAUAUACUUGUAUUCACCAAGAUACUCAGUGAUUUACAAACAGCCGAUUUGUUAAGCAGAUAUUUUCUUUUGAAGUACGAUCAUUGCCGAAUUCAAUCAAUAUCAUUGUUACGUUUCAAUAUUAAUAUUUAUGUAAAUCGUGUCAUCUGCUUGCCAUUUUUGUUUCUUGAAUAUUUUUAUCAUAAAUAAUAUUUUUUUGCAACGUCGCACUAUCUUAGCGUACUGCCAUUCCUGUUUUUACAAUGUUAUAUAUAGGCAGAUUUUUGUGCCAAUUCCGUACUACUUAGGCUUUCUAGUUUUCCUCCUUUGCAUUGUUAUUUUGUUUUCCUCGUCACAAUGCAAAAGUGAUUUGGUCUCGAUUGCAGCUACAUUUUUAUUUCUUUUUUUCGUUUUUUUUGUGUAUACUUGAAUCCGAAAUAAUAAAUUUUCGUCACGUUAAA